This is a messenger RNA of Vicia villosa (hairy vetch), 543 nucleotides long. RefSeq lists its product as uncharacterized. Lineage: Eukaryota; Viridiplantae; Streptophyta; Magnoliopsida; Fabales; Fabaceae. Bases 1 to 543 code for a protein of 180 amino acids. The record is from RefSeq and is a predicted model, not a curated record. The transcript has 2 exons.
AUGGUUGUCGAUACUCCGGUUAAGGGAUCUGUGACUACUUAUCUUGUGUGUUUAAAGUGUCUCGUGUCGAUUUUUGACCGAGACUUUCUUGUUGAUUUUGUUUGCUUGCCGCUGAGAGGAUUGGAUGUGAUCUUGGGGAUAAAUUGGUUAGAGCAUAACCAUGUUCACAUCAAUUACUAUGAUAAGUCUGUGAGGUUUUCUUCUCUUGAAGAGGAAAGCUUUAAGUUGUUGUCAGCUAGACAAAUGCUUAUGUUGAUGAAAGAAGAUGUUCAAGUGUUUGCUUUGGUUGCUUCAAUGUCUGUUGAGAAUCAAGCUAUAAUAGGAGAGUUAAAGGUGGUGUGUGAAUUUCCUAAAGUUUUCCCUGAUGAAAUUCUUGAUGUGCCACCUAAGAGAGAAGUUGAGUUCUCUAUCGAUCUUGUACUUGGAAAGGUUAAUGUUGUUGUCGAUGCUUUGAGUUGCAAGACUUUGCAUAUGUCGGCAAUGAUAGUUAAUGAGUUGGAAUUGAUUGAGCAAUUCAGAGAUAUUGCUAUUACAUUUUAUUAA